CUCUCGAUCAGUGCAGUGCGCGUCCGCUGAACUGCGUCUCACCAUCCACAUUCUGUGCCCCAACUUUUAUCCCAUCGUAUACAAAGAGAAAAUAUGCUCAAGGCUUGUUGUCUCUUCCUCCUGGCCAUUGCAGCCACGGUGAAUGCAGUGGCGAUUGGUGUUGCAGCUCCUGCUGCCGUCUUGAAGACGGAGGAAUACGAUGCUCAUCCGCAAUAUUCCUUCUCUUAUGAUGUGAAAGAUGCCAUUACGGGUGACAACAAAAAUCAACAUGAGACACGCGACGGAGACGUAGUCCAGGGACAAUAUUCACUUAUUGAGCCAGACGGUACUCGCAGAACUGUGGAUUAUACGGCUGAUCCUGUGAAUGGUUUCAAUGCAGUUGUAACUAAAACCGCUGGGGAGCAUGUUGUGAAAGCUGUGGCACCUGCUGUUGCCGUUGCUCACGCACCCGUUGCCGUUGCCCAUGCUCCUGUUGCUGUAGCCCACGCACCCGUUGCUGUGGCUCAUGCUCCCCUAGCUGUGGCUCAUGCACCCGUUGCCUAUGCCCAUCAUGCACCUGCAAUUGUAGCUCACACCGCUCCUGCCUACUACUCCCAACCUGCUGCAGUAGUCCAUCAUGCACCGAGCCUUUUAGCACAUCAUGUAGCAGCACCUGUUGUGGCUCAUCACGCACCUGCUCUUUACUCGCACGCCCCCAUCUACUCAUCGGCCUACCUUCAUCGUUAAACUACUUUUCCGCCGCAAGAGAGACUCAUCGCACUCUGGCUGGAUUCCUUCCUCACGAACCACCACACACUUAUUCUUGUACAAAUCUUUCCGCAGCUUCUGAAUUUGUUUGACAAGCUACUGAUAUACAUGUGCGACCUCUUACUUUGUACAUAAAACAUAUUGCAAAUAAAGUGUUUCAAUUUU
This is a messenger RNA of Lutzomyia longipalpis, 912 nucleotides long. Its product is annotated as larval cuticle protein A3A-like. Lineage: Eukaryota; Metazoa; Arthropoda; Insecta; Diptera; Psychodidae. Gene Ontology annotation, cellular component: extracellular matrix. The coding region runs from base 94 to 726 and encodes 210 amino acids. The transcript has 4 exons. The record is from RefSeq and is a predicted model, not a curated record.